Molecule: messenger RNA, 2628 nt
Organism: Trichomycterus rosablanca
Lineage: Eukaryota; Metazoa; Chordata; Actinopteri; Siluriformes; Trichomycteridae
Gene: nell2b
Product: neural EGFL like 2b
Exons: 20
Coding region: 1-2448 (815 amino acids)
Cellular component (GO): cytoplasm
Molecular function (GO): calcium ion binding; protein kinase C binding; heparin binding
Source: RefSeq, a predicted model, not a curated record
AUGGGAUUAUUUAAGUCUUCUACUGCCUUCUGGAUAGUUCAUGUACUGACAGUAUGUGCUUUGGAUCUGGAUCCUGCUCUGCAUGUGGACAUACUGAAUGAGCUGAACGUAGGAGAAUCUUUUACAGGAGUUUCCCGAGUGCAGGGCUUUCAUAAUGAUACCAGCGCCUUUCUUUUUAAAGGCACGAGGAGGAGUGUUCGGGCUUCAGCAGGAGUUGCUAAAGAGAUACUGCAGAAGCUCAGAGGCAGAGUGGAGUUCACCCUACUGAUGACUCUCAAACAGGACAGAUUCAACUCGGGUGUGUUGCUGUCCAUCCAUCAUGGAGAGCAGAGGUACUUGGAGCUGGAGAGCUGUGGACAGCGCAGUGAAAUCCGGCUGCAUUAUUGGACGUCAGAGCAGAAAAACCACACUGAGGUUUUCCCCUACAGUCUGGCAGAUGCACGCUGGCACCAAGUGGCCCUGUCACUUAGCGGCACUGAGCUGGUUCUUUACGUGGACUGUAGCAGAAUUUAUGAGAGGAUUGUGGAGACUCCAUCCAUGGACAUUCCUGCAGGCACAACUGUGUGGCUCGGGCAAAGAAAUAAUGCCCAUGGCUUCUUUAAGGGUGGGAUGCAGGACGUGGAGUUACUGCUCGUGCCUCAGGGAUACGUCUCACAGUGCCCGGAUCUCAACCGGACUUGUCCCACCUGUAACGAUUUCCACAGUCUGGUGCAAAAAAUCAUGGAGCUGCAGGACAUUUUGGCCAAAACAUCUGGCAAGCUGAUCCGUGCAGAGGAGAGGAUGAAGGCUUUGGAUGGCUGCUACUGUGAAAGGACUUGCUCUCUUAAUGAAGAGACCUACAGAGAUGAUGAUGUCUGGAUAGAUGGAUGCAGAAAUUGCACAUGUUUGAAUGGUACUGUUGAAUGUGAGAGCAUCCACUGUCCAACACCUCAGUGUCCUCCAGAUACUGCACCCGCCUACAUUCAAGGAGCUUGCUGUAAAGAGUGUCAGCCUGUGUGUACUUUUAGGGGGAGGGUGUAUGUGGAGGGGGAACGGAGGAGUGUACAUGACUCUACAGGGAACUGCCUGCUUUAUGAGUGCAGAGAUCGUAGCAUGCGAAGAGUUGAGAGCACUUCAUGUCCAGAGAUCAACUGCCCUGAAUCAGAACAGAUUACACUUACAGACCGCUGCUGCAAAGUGUGUCGAGGGCAUGAUUUCUGUUUGGAGGGCUACAGCAGCACCUGUGUGGAGAAUUCAGACUGUGUGAAUCUUGAAGCAGGGGCCUACUGUAGCUGCAGAGAUGGCUACCGGGCAAUAAGAGAUGAUAGCGCAUACUGCCAAGAUAUUGAUGAGUGUGCUGAAGGAAAGCACUACUGCAGAGAGAACACCAUGUGUGUGAACACACCAGGAUCCUUCAUGUGUGUGUGUUACACCGGCUACUUUCGCAUUGAUGAUUAUUCCUGCACUGAGCAUGAUGAGUGUAUCAGUAGAGUGCACAACUGUGAUGAGAACGCACUGUGCUUCAAUACAGUGGGAGGACACAGCUGCACCUGCAAACCAGGAUACCUGGGUAAUGGGACCAUUUGCAAAGCACAGUGUGAUAAUCUAUGUCAGAAUGCAGGAUCCUGUGUGGCAGCAGACACUUGCAUCUGUCAGCAAGGCUUUACUGGGAGAAGAUGUGAAACAGACAUUGAUGAGUGUUCAGAUGGCUUCGUAGAGUGUGACAGUCGAGCCAUCUGUGUGAACCUACCAGGCUGGUAUCACUGUGAAUGCCGUGAUGGCUAUCAUGACAACGGAAUUUUUUCAUCUAAUGGGGACUCAUGUGAAGACAUUGAUGAAUGUGAGACAGGAAGGCACAACUGUGCUAAUGACACAGUGUGUUUUAACAUGGAUGGUGGCUAUGACUGCAGAUGUCCUCAUGGGAAAAACUGCACAGGAGACUGUGUUCAUGAGGGCAAGGUGAAGCAUAAUCGACAGAUAUGGGUUCUGGAAGAUGACAGGUGCUCUGUCUGCUCCUGCCAGUCUGGUCUGGUGAUGUGCAGGCGGAUGGUGUGUGACUGUGAGAAUCCCACAGUGGACGUGUCCUGCUGUCCUGAAUGUGAUCCACGUCUCAGCUCUCAGUGUCUGCACCAUAACGGGCUUGUGACUUACAACAGUGGUGACACAUGGGUCGAGAACUGCCAGCAGUGCCAGUGCAUUCAUGGUGAAGUGGACUGCUGGCCGAUGUCCUGUGCUCCUGUGACCGACUGUGAAUACCUGGCAGUGCCUGAGGGUGAGUGCUGCCCCCGCUGCAUGUCUGACCCAUGCCAAGCCGACACAAUAUACAACGACAUCACUAAAACAUGCAUGGAUGAGUAUGGAAUCACACGCCUGGGUGGCUCUACCUGGACAAAGCACGGCGCAAUGUGCUCCCUCUGUCAGUGCAAGAAUGGUCAUGUUUGCUGUUCUGUGGAUCCUCUGUGCCACUAGCACUACUCAAACGGCAAUACUCUGUCUCACUGCCCGUCUUAUUCCAUCUGUUUUCCUUGUCUUUCACUGCUUCUUGCUAAAUCUGUUUCUUUGUUUCUCUUCUUUUCUUGUACAGUUUCAUUUACCACCAGCAGAAUGUUUUACCGAGUCAUAUGUACUAUCCUAUGACACUUAUGUAGA